Molecule: messenger RNA, 2541 nt
Organism: Anas platyrhynchos (mallard)
Lineage: Eukaryota; Metazoa; Chordata; Aves; Anseriformes; Anatidae
Source: RefSeq, a predicted model, not a curated record
UCCAGGCUUAUACUUCGGGACCCACGACGCAAAGCAGUUUGCAUCAAGCCCAGAAGGGAUCCGCAGCCUUGGGGCAUGGGUGGCCGAAAAUUGAGUGUGCUGGACCCGGUGGUGAUGGCUCGGAGGAGGGUUUCUCAAGCCAAGAGGGCAGAGAAGAAAAGAAAGGAGGAGGCAGACAAGCAGCGUGAACAAGCCAGAUUCCUGCCACCAAUUCAUGAGAGGUCUGAGGAGGAGCUGAAGAAACCAACACCUUCAGCUUAUCAACGGUCAUCCAUAAUCCCGGCUUGUUAUAAGGACACUCCACCAAUGAAAUAUUUCUGCCAAAUACUCAAGUGCACACGAGUUCCUACCCACAUCGUGAGAAAGGAGUAUGAUCAGAUGCUGAAGCGGAGAAUAAAGGACAAGUUGAAAGGCCAAAUGCCUACGAGCCUGAAGGCACCAAAGGGGUGGCAGCAAGUGCCACAGCAACCGAGGACAGCACAGAAAAAAUUCCUGCCACCAAUUUAUGAGGAAUCUGAGGAGGAGCUGAAGAAGCCAACACCUCCAGCUCAUGCAAAGCCUAGGACACCUGAGCACGGGGCUUUUGCUCAGGACACUUCAACACCGGGAGCGCGCUCUGUACGCGCUAAGAUAGAAGAAAGAAGGCUCCGCAUACUGAAGGCCCAUAAGAUGAAAAAUCUUGAGGCUGAAACAUGGAACCAAUAUGAUUCCACGCUUCAAAAGCUGAUGAUGGAGCACAAGCAGAAAAACUUUCACCAGCCGAUGGAGCAUGACCAACGUCCUUCAUUCCAACUGAGAAUGGAGUACAAUGAGAAGCUGAAGGAGAGGAUGAAUCAGAAUGACAAAGGCCAGAGCGGUGCGAGCCUGAAGGCACCAGAGGGCAGGCAGGAAGAGCCACAGCCCCUGAGGAGAGCACAGACAGAAUUCCUGCCACCAAUUUAUGGGAGGUCUGAGGAGGAGCUGAAGAAACCAACCCCUCCUGCUCAUCCAAAGCCUAAGACCCCUGAGUGCCAGGAUAAUCCUCAGGACCCUCCAACAUCGAGGUGGCGCUCUGUGCGUGCUCAGAUGGAAGAAAGACGGUACAGAAUACUCAUGGCCCACAAGCGCACAGAGCUUGAAGAUGAAAUCGGUGGGGAAUAUGAUGCAAUCCUACGGAGUAGGAGCAGAGAGCGAAAACAGAACCCUGUCUACCACCUCCUGGAGGGUGACCAACGUCCUUCGAGCAUUGUAAGAAGGGAGUAUGACAAGAAGCUGAAGGACAGGAUGAAAGAGAAUGUCAAAGGCCAAAGCCCUGCAAGUAAGAAGGCACCAGAUGCCUCGAAGGAAGAGACAAAGCCAACGAAGGCAACACAGACAGAAUUCCUGCCACCAAUUCCUGGGAGGUCUGAGGAGGAGCUGAAGAAGCCAAAACCUCCAGCUUACCCACAGACUAAACCCCGUGAGCACCUGUCUUUUGCUGCUCAGAAAACAGCAACAUCGGGAGUGCACUAUAUGCGUGUUCUAACAGAGGAAAAACGGGAACAAGCGCUGAUGGCCCACAGGCUCAAAACACGACAAGCUGAAGCGUGGAAAGAAUAUGAUUCCAAGACGCAGAAGCUGCUCUUUGAACGAAGAAAGAACCCCAUCAACUCCUUGCAGAUGUGUGACCGACGUCCUUCCUUCCACAUGAGAAAAGAAUACGAUGAGAAGCUGAAGGAGAGGAUGAUGCCUGUCAGUGGCCGAAUAAAGAGUGCUGCAAAGAAUUCACCUGAACAUCAAAAGCAGCCUGAAGAAAACAGCCAUGCUCUGGAAGAACACUUUGAAGGAGCAUAUGCAACUAAGCUGGGCCUGACUGGCAAGGAGCCUUACUGCAGCCUCCAGCUUGUUAGGACACGGUUUGCGCAGAGCCUGGCAAAACCAGGCUGGGGUCUUGUUUUGAGCAGUGAGCUGAACAAAUUCUCUACAGAAAUCGCCCAAGUGUGGAAUAGUACGUGCAGAUACAUCAGAAGGCAGCUGUUGCAGAAGAAGGCGGUGAAUAUUGGAAUCGGGACAUUUGCCGUUGUGUCAGCGAAGACCACUGGUGCGGAUGGCAAGGCUAUGGUUGUCCGGAAACCCAUAUUCAAGCCCUGCAGGUUCAUGAAGAUAUUUUACAAGCUCAAGUGUGCUGAGAGCAGAAUUCCUAGACUGACAUUGUUCCUUCAUGGUUGUUUUCUAGUCGAGACAUUCAUUGAUCCGCUGGACAUUGAGAAAAUUGCCGCACACAUCUACUUCCGACCACAAAUAGUAGAGCAGUGCAUCCACGAGACCCUGCUUCUCUACGCUGGUGGCCUCUUGGACAACCAGGAUGUGGAAUUCUUCUUCAAGGGCAUUGGCAUUCUUACUGUGCGAAGAAGAGUGGUCACCAUGAACUAUUACACUGAUUUCCUGCUGGACGUGGAUGACACACGCAAUAUGCGUGAAGCUCUUCUCACGAACUCCAAGAUGAUGGAUAUGCUUGCCUUCAACGGCAAAAACAGAUAUACUCGCAUCAGUGGAAAUACGUUCCUCACACUACCAACGUGA